AUGAACGUAAUGACCCGCUUGUCAACGCUCUCGAAGCAGAUGUCCAAGCUUACCGCUAAUGAGAUGGAAACCUUCCAGUUGGACCCACAGGACUUCGACCUUCAGAAGAUUCUCCAGUACAUCGUCAACUUUAACGCCAAAAGUAACGUACCAAAACCACAGCUCGAAGUUGUCUUCCGGGACCUCACUGUCGUGGGGAAAAACGCGUCUGCCUCCGUUUUGAAAGACGUGUCUAUCUUCUUCUUCCCUAUCGUCUACCUCGUGGACAAGUUCCGCAAGGACAAAAAAGACACGUUUGACUUCUCCAAGCUCGCAAAAAAGCGGAAAGUUAUCAAAGACAUCUCUGGCUAUGCUCUUCCCGGAACAAUGACCUUAGUCUUGGGAAGACCAGGUGCAGGCUGCUCCACGCUCCUAAAGACCAUUGCAGGGGAACGGAAAACGUACAUUAGAACCGACGGCCAGCUUUCAUUUAGCGGAAUUGACCAGAAGGAGAUGUUCAGAUUUUUCAAAAACUUGCUCAUCUACAACCCAGAGUUGGAUGUCCACUUCCCCUACUUGACCGUUGGCCAGACCCUGAAGUUUGCCAUUGGCUGCAAAACACCCAACAUCAGGGUCGAUAAUGAGUCCCGCAAAACUUACAUUGAAAACAUGAUGAACCUCUACGAAAUUUUGUUUGGCCUCAAGCACGUCGAAAAGACUAUCGUAGGAAACGAUUUUGUCAGAGGUAUAUCUGGCGGUGAACGGAAAAGGGUUUCCAUAGCCGAGGCAAUGGUAUCUGAAGGCUCUGUCUACUGCUUUGACAACGCCACGAGAGGGUUGGAUGCUUCCACUGCCCUUGAAUUCACACAAACUUUGCGGACGUUUACGAACGUCACUAAAGCAACUUCCGUUGUCACCAUAUACCAGGCUUCAGAGAGGAUCUACGAGUUGUUCGAUUACGUCACAAUAUUGUAUCUUGGCAGACAGGUCUACUUUGGCCCAAUCCACAAGGCCGUAAUGUAUUUCGAAAAAAUGGGUUUCAUUAAGGAAAGUAGACAGACUAGUUGCGAGUUUUUGACAAGUGUUACCGAUCCUUUGGCAAGAAAGUCGAAACCAGGUCUGGAAAAUUUACCUUCAUCGGCAGACGAGUUUGAAUCCUACUGGAAAAAUUCCCCGGAAUACGCACUGUUACAACAAGAAAUUGACCAAAAAUUGGAAGCCCAUAGCAGCAAACAAACCUCUGACGAUAUCCAAUCAGUCCGGAAAUUAUUAAAAGAAAAAGGAACAUCUAAACACUCUCUUUACACUUUGAAUUAUCUCUCACAGCUAAAAAUAUGCUGCCAAAGACGUUCCCAAAGUAUUUUGAACAACCGUGCUUACACGAUAACUUUUAUUUCGGCAUCUGUGGUUCAAUCUCUCAUUAUCGGUUCGUUGGGCUACAACACCCCAACCUCCACCCUUGGUGCCUUCUCUCGUAGUGGUAUUAUUUUUUUUGCCUGUCUCUACUUUAGUAUCAUGACGUUGGCCGAAACUCCUGUUUUAUUUCAAGAUAAACCGAUAUUGAACAAACAGUACGCUUAUACAAUGUAUCAUCCCUCCGCGGAGUUGAUCUCCAAACAAUUGGUCCAAUUUCCUGUUCGUCUAUUUGCUAUUGUUAUUUUUACAAUCAUCAUGUACUUCUUAUCUAACAUGAAAAGAGAACCUGGCCCAUUUUUUCAGUUUAUGUUGAUGACCAACCUGGUCGUCCAGGCAGUCAGUGGAUUAUUCACUCUUUUCUCCUCGUUCAUGCCCAACUUAUCUUCAGCUAUGGCUAUAUGUGGUGUCAUAUUAUUAGGUUUAGGCGUGUAUUCAUCAUACAUGAUUCAAAUGAAUUCGAUGUACUGGUGGUUCAAAUGGUUUGCCUAUACAAAUCCAAUUCUAUAUGCUUUUGAGUCAAUGAUCACAAUGCAAUUUCACAACUUGAGAAUGCCAUGUUCGAUAAAUAACUUGAUUCCCUACGGUCCUUUCUACACCCAAAUUGAUACAAAACUGAAUCAAGUAUGUGGAUUUGUUGGUGCUGCAAACUCAAAAAUAUUAUACAAUGGCUCAAAUGACGUUAAUGGUGAUAUAUAUCUCAAGUUAUCCUUCACAUACGCAUUUUCUCAUUGUUGGAGAAAUUUUGGGUUCAUGUUUAUUUUCAUAGCAGGUUAUUUGAUUAUCAAUUCUAUCGCAGUUGAACUAUUCAAUCCUAUCCCCUCCUCUUCAGAUAAAUUAGUUAUGAUUAAAAAUGCCAGAGUGAGUAAGGCUUUAAUUGAUCAUUUCAAGCAGAUUGCCCCUGCCGAUGAUGAAAUUCACAAGCAUGUGAUUGAAAGCGAUACAUCCUUUGAAAGUAAUGAUGAUACAGCUAAGUCUGCAUUCAACCAACUAGGUUCAAGUGAUAUCUUCUGCUGGAAAAAUGUUGACUAUGUGGUACCAUACGAUGGAACAGAAAAAAAAUUGUUAGACUCUAUCCAAGGUUACGUUUUACCUGGCACGAUGACGGCAUUGAUUGGUGAGUCUGGUGCCGGUAAAACGACUUUAUUAAAUGUCCUAUCAAGGCGUACAGAGGUUGGUGUAGUAACAGGUGAUAUGUUGGUCAAUGGUAAACCUAUUGACCUUUCAUUCGAAAGAAGAACAGGUUAUGUACAACAGCAAGAUCUCCACAUCUCAGAAUUAACUGUCAAAGAAUCAUUAUUAUUCAGUGCUCGUUUACGUAGACCCAAAAGUGUUCCCGAUGCUGAGAAACUCGAAUAUGUCGAGACCGUGAUGAAAAUCCUACAUAUGGAAGACUACGCAGAUUCCAUUGCAGGUGUUCCAGGAUACGGAUUAAAUGUUGAGCAGAGAAAGAAAUUAUCCAUUGCCACCGAAUUAGUUGCCAAACCUUCUCUUUUAUUGUUUUUGGAUGAACCAACCUCAGGUUUAGAUUCACAAUCGUCAUGGGCUAUUGUCCAAGUUUUGAAGGAACUAGCAAAUGCAGGACAAGCAAUAUUAUGUACGAUUCAUCAACCUUCAGCUGUUUUGUUCGAGCAAUUUGAUAGACUACUUUUGCUUAAAAGAGGUGGUCAGACUGUUUAUUUUGGGGAUAUUGGUCAAAAUUCUAGAGUUUUGUUAGAUUAUCUUGAAAAAAGAAGUGGUUUAAAGUGCUUAGAAUCAGAUAACCCAGCUGAAUACAUGUUAGAGGUAAUUGGAGCAGGAGCGACUUCGGCCGUUUCUAAAGACUGGCAUCAAUUAUGGCUGGAGAGCGAUGAAUGUGCUCAGGUGGCUUCUAAAAUUGAUGAACUCAUUGAAAGUGGCAGUCAUAUCACCGCUGAGGUCGAUGAAGAAUUAAAGAAAACUUUUGCAACACCCUACUUCUAUCAACUUUACCUAGUCAACAAAAGAACUGCAUUGCAGCUCUACAGGUCUCUUCCUUACGUUGCACCAAAACUUUUUUUGUACGUUAUUGGCAGUUUGUUCACAGGUUUUUCUUUCUGGAAUGCCUCACAUACUAUUGUUGGUAUGCAGGAUGUUAUGUUUGCCACGUUUCUUACCUUGGUUGUUAGUGCUCCAAUUAUGAAUCAAAUUCAAACAUAUGCAAUUGCUUCUAGAGAAUUGUUUGAGGUUCGUGAAUCCAAGUCAAACACUUUCCACUGGUCAUGCUUAUUGAUUGCACAAUAUGUUAAUGAAGUUCCUUAUUGUAUCGUUUUUUCUACAUUCUACUUCAUCGGCUGGUACUUUCCUGUUCAAUUUAAUAAUUCGCCAGAAAGAUGUGGUUUCUGGUGGUUCACUUACUGCUUCUUCUAUUCCCUAUAUUAUCCUGCUCUUGCCUUGGCCAUCUUAUAUCCAUCACCGGACUUGCCGUCUGCAAAUGUUAUCAUGGGUUUGAUAUUCAGUUUUACAAUGGCUUUUUGUGGCGUUUUCCAAAUCCCUGCCUUGAUGCCAGGGUUCUGGAAAUUUAUGUGGAGAAUUUCUCCAUUGACAUACUUUAUCGGGAACUUGUUUGGAACCUCUCUCCACGGACGUAAAGUUCGUUGUGCGAAGGAAGAAUACAACUAUUUGGAACCACCAAGUGGUCUUACCUGUGGUGAAUACUUGGAGCCUUUCUUCAUGUACAGUUUUGGAUAUGUCAACAAUCCGAAUGAUACUUCCAACUGUGCUGUAUGUAAGUAUUCUGUUGGUGAUCAAUAUCUUGAAGCUAUUGAAAUCAAAUAUAGUCAAAGAUGGCGUAAUAUCGGCUUCUUUUGUGUCUAUAUUGGAUUUAAUUGUUGCGCUAUGGUUGUUCUCUACUACAUAUUCAGAGUUAGAAGGAUUAAUCCAAUAACACCAGUUUUAUCAUUGCUCAAAUCUUGGAAGAAAAAAUGA
Pichia membranifaciens NRRL Y-2026 is the source of this 4338-nucleotide messenger RNA. RefSeq lists its product as hypothetical. The transcript has 2 exons. The record is from RefSeq and is a predicted model, not a curated record. Gene Ontology annotation, biological process: transmembrane transport. Gene Ontology annotation, molecular function: ATP hydrolysis activity; ATP binding; ABC-type transporter activity. Gene Ontology annotation, cellular component: membrane. NCBI's taxonomy places the organism in Eukaryota, Fungi, Ascomycota, Pichiomycetes, Pichiales, Pichiaceae. The coding region runs from base 1 to 4338 and encodes 1445 amino acids.